Messenger RNA from Striga asiatica, 834 nucleotides. The record is from the annotation of a GenBank genome assembly. NCBI's taxonomy places the organism in Eukaryota, Viridiplantae, Streptophyta, Magnoliopsida, Lamiales, Orobanchaceae.
AUGGAAAAUAUUGUCGCAAACGAGAGAUUGACAAUCCUAAAUUCUUCAGUAGAAAGAGACGACGACGAAGACGAAACGCUGUCGUUGAGCGCUCUCCCACUCAUCCCCAAAAAUGACCAAAAACAAGAAAAAUUCAAUACUCAAAGAGAGAACCAAAUCCACGACGACUUCGAUUUCUGCUCUCUCUCAAAAGAAUCCCAAAAAAUGCGCACAGCCGAUGAGAUCUUUUUCCGGGGCCAAAUUCUGCCUCUCCACCACUGCCCGACCCGACCCAUUACCAGAUCCGAAUCCAUGGACCGGCCGAUCUCCAGCCGGAGCAGCAGCAGCGGCAGCCGCCAGUCAUCCACCAGCAGCGGCAGCUCCGCCGGUCCCAAAUUUCCGCCGCCACGAAACCGAUUCCACUCCCAUCCGAGCCCAUCUCCGAGAUCCCAUUUCCCGGUCACCACAAAUCGCCGGAACAGCUCCGCCAAGGCCUCGCCGGCGUGGAGCAUUUUCCGGCUGGGGAUGCUGGCGGCGCCGCCGGAGAUCUCGUUUCAGGGCCUGAAGCCACGCGCCAGGAGAAUCGGGAGCCGCAACAGCACGGAGAGCUGCCGGAGCUCCGCCGGCAGCCGGAGCAGCUUGAGCAGGUUCCGGAAGAAUCUGAGUUCGAUUGGCGGGUGCAAGUGCUCCGGGGAUGCGAUUGAUACAGUUAGAAGCAGAGUUAUGGUUAUAACGAGGAGCUCGAGCGAAGGUGAGUGUGUGGAGGUAAAAAAUCGGGCGGCAAAAAAGCGGCUGUCAUAUCAUCGAACUUCGGAGUGGCUGAAACAACUCUCGCUCGAGGAAGAUGAAGUUUGA